UCUGCUUUUAUUGUUUCGUUUAUGUCCAGUUCUGAUGAUGAAGAUGUGAUGGAGGAGCAUCAGAAAAUCAGCAGGAUGGUGGGAGAAUCACUGCAGGCUGCAGAUCAGGAGCAACUAGAGCCGACAGGCAGGAAGAAACCGCAGCUGGUCAGGUCAAAAACUUUAGACAACUCCAUGCUGACUCAGGUCCAGAUCGACCCAGAGUCCAAGAUAGACAGGAAGAAGUCCCACUACAGCCAGCUUUCCAAGAGCAACAGUCAGUACCAUAAAAUAUUUAAGGAGAUCAGCAAAGAGGAGCAGCUCCGACAGAGUUACACCUGCGCCCUGCAGAAAGACAUCCUGUACCAGGGCCGGAUGUUCGUCUCCGAUCACUGGAUCUGCUUCCACUCCAAGGUUUUUGGCAAAGACACCAAGAUUGCCAUCCCAGUGAUGUCCAUCACCAACAUCAAAAAGACCAAAACCGCCAUCUUGCUGCCAAACGCUCUGGUGAUCGCCACCACCAACGACAGAUACGUGUUCGUCUCCUUCCUGUCCAGAGACAACACCUACAAGUUCCUGACGUCACUCUGUCUCCACCUAGAGGGCAGGAGUCCGUGCAGCAGCCCGGUUCCUUCCUCAGCUCCACACAGCUUCAGAGGUCAGAGGUCGCCGCUGUUGACCCCAUUUCCUAUCAGUGAUUUUGUGGACCUGGACGGAGUCGUGAGGCAGAGACGGCAGGAGCUGGAGGAAAACAGCAGCUCCGACUCUCCGGCUCCAGACUACGAUAAGAUAACCGACCUGCCCAUCCCUCACUUCCUGGACGCCCUGAAACAAAAAGGUAACUCGCCUUCUCCGGAGCAGAAGCACAAAGUGAAGAAGCAGCAUCAGAACCAGCAGAGCGGCACCAAGAAGUCACAGAACUCGCUCCGGUCCAGUUCAGAGGUCGUGUUUGACAGCAGAGUCAUGAAAACUGUUUCUCUCAACACUCUGCUGAUUAUCUACAUGUUUCUGUAAGAUUCAUUCAUUAUUUUAUUCAAAUUAAUGUUUCACUGAUUUGUUUACUAAAUAUUCACACAGAGAGAGAAUAAUAAUGGGUCCCGAUGGUGAAGUUACAGAACCCAG
Molecule: messenger RNA, 1101 nt
Organism: Poecilia latipinna (sailfin molly)
Lineage: Eukaryota; Metazoa; Chordata; Actinopteri; Cyprinodontiformes; Poeciliidae
Gene: gramd2b
Product: GRAM domain containing 2B
Exons: 10
Coding region: 22-993 (323 amino acids)
Cellular component (GO): cytoplasmic microtubule
Source: RefSeq, a predicted model, not a curated record